GUAGCUUAGGCAGGUGCCUUAAACUUGUCUCCACCUUCUAGUGUGGAAAUAAUCUCUAGGUGGACAGAAAACAGAUACAAGAUAUAAAUGACAUCAUGAACUCAAAAGAAAAAGCUGCUGUUAGUUGAAAGAAGUGACCGAAGGCAAAAGACGCUUUUCCAAAAAUAUGUCUACUUUGCAGGAUCCAAUCUGAGUCCCUCACUCAAAGAUUUAUUCUUCCAAGCUUUCAGGCUCAGGCUAGAGCCUAUCUUCUCUGGAAGAUAGGAACUUCUCUUCAGAAUAUGUGUGCUGGGCUGUUCUACGCAUUGUAUUUCACAACAGUUCCUCGUUCUACUAUGUUGAAUACAUCUGAGUAUGAAUCUAUGAUAUGGUUUCUUCCCAUGCUAAAAGACUGGAUUGGUUUUGGUUACUUGGAGGACUUUGUGAACUCUGUACUUCAGCCUCUAUUGCUAUUACUAGCAUUUUUUCUGCUUAUAUAUUAUGUACCUUCAGGCAUUGUUUUAGUUUGCUAUGCAUGCUCAUUUUAUUUAUAUAUUUGGAAGAAAAUGUAUAACAUAAAUGGAGACACUUACAAUGAGUUAUGGAACAAACCAAGGCAAAGGUUGGGAAAUUUGGUGACUUUAUGCGGAAAGAUAUUGCAUGGUUAUGAGGUCAUCGGUAUGGAGAAUAUACCAGAAGGACCAGGAUUGAUUGUUUUUUACCAUGGAGCAGUAGUUUUUGACUAUAUCUUCUUUAUAGUUACACUCUAUGAAAAGACUGGAAGAAUAAUCCACUCUGUGCUUCAUUGUUUCUUUUAUUUAGUACCAGGUAUAAAACUAUGUCUUGAUAUAGUAGGUUGCAUCGAAGGCAAGCAAACAUCCUGUGCUGACAUUUUGAAGAGAGGCUACUUAGUAGGAAUAGCACCUGGUGGAUUGAGAGAGCAAAAUUUUAGUAAUGAAAACUACAAUGUGGAGUGGAGUACCCAUACGGGAUUUGCUAAAGUGGCUUUAAAAAACAAAGUGCCAAUCAUCCCUAUGUUUACAGAAAAUCUCCGUGAAGCAUACAGGACAGUUGGAAACACAUGGCUAUCGAAAUGGCUGUAUGAACACUUUCGAUUUCUUGUUCUCCCAAUAUAUGGUGGGUUUCCCGUCAAACUCCGCACCUACAUCGGAGAACCCAUCCCAUAUGACCCAAAUCUAACUGCUAGGGAGCUAGCUGAAAAAACAAAGAUUGCAAUUGAAAAUCUCCGAGACAGACACCAGAAAUUACCUGGAAAUAUAUUAAGAGCUUUAUUGGAGCGAUUUGAUAAAAGCAAGAAAGAUGUCUAAUCUUUUUAUAUUUUAUUAUACAUUAAUUAAUUUUCCUCUCAUAAUUCAUAUCCAUAUGUAUAUUCUAAGUGCAAUGUUUAAAGUAGUUUGAAAUUUAUAAUUUGCUUUCUUAGACUAUGCAAUGAACCAUGUUAUACAAUGUUCCGAUAAACUGUUAUUUUUCAGAAUAAUAAAUGGAUACUAUUUUCAUGCUGUAAAUAGACCAGUGACACAUUUGUAUGUUUCUUUCUAUAUAUUAUAUCCGCAUAUCCAUGGCAUAUAACCGAAAGACAAUGGGCAUGUCUAGAUGUUCACAGCAACUUAGUUUUGUUUUGUGUCAAUAACAGCCUGUUCAUUGAAAUUCCAUCCAGAAUUUUGCACUUUUCAAGCACCUGGUAUAAACAGUUAAGAGAUGACCUUGAUGAAGUUAUGCCAGCUCCAUUAUCAAGGUGACAGGGAACAAAAUAUAUAUUUAAAUCCACAAUAGAUAGAGAUUAUUUGGAAGAAGUUCAGACACCUCCCUAAUUCACUGAAUUAUAAAUAGGAGGACGAGGAGGUACAAUAGAAUCAGACUCGCAAGAUUUAGCUCAGUCUCACCAGAUAGACCAGACAAGAAAUCUAUUUCACAGAAAGGGUAAAUUUAGAGUGCUAUAACAAGAGAGUUUUGAACUGAGAUCAAUGUACAAACCCACCAUUUGAUUAAAAGUCUAUAUGACCCACUGACUCAGUAUACAGGUAUCAAAUAUAUGCAUUUGUUUGGAGAAAUUGUGGUUGGUCCAUACAGAUCAAUAAAUUGUUAUGUUUGGUCACUCAGUCAUCCAGACUGCAUGUGGCAUUUUUAUCCAUCUAUUAAAUUGUUCCCAAGAUUUGGCAGAUAUUAUUGUUAUAGGAUGUUAGAUAUUCCCCAGUAAGGCUUCCUUUUGCAAAAGACUGAUGGUGAUUCUGUCAAUGAUGAUGUUAUGUAAGUGAUGCUGCAGAUAUUUUGGAACUGCAUCCAAGGCACCUAUGCUAUACUAUUAGUAUUAUCUUGGCUUUCCUUUGCCACAGUUGUUCUAUUUCUAUUUGCAGGUCUUUGUACUUUGUAAUUUUUCUCCAAUUCUUCUUAUUCUAGCUUGCUAUCUUAAAGUAUUACAAUGUCCAUUAUCUAAAGUUUUUCUCUUCCUUAUCAACAGUUAUUAAAUCUGAGGGGUUGUAUGGCG
Ahaetulla prasina is the source of this 2485-nucleotide messenger RNA. Its product is annotated as monoacylglycerol/Diacylglycerol O-acyltransferase-like. NCBI's taxonomy places the organism in Eukaryota, Metazoa, Chordata, Lepidosauria, Squamata, Colubridae. Gene Ontology annotation, molecular function: acyltransferase activity. Gene Ontology annotation, cellular component: membrane. The transcript has 8 exons. Bases 282 to 1307 code for a protein of 341 amino acids. The record is from RefSeq and is a predicted model, not a curated record.